Molecule: messenger RNA, 858 nt
Organism: Phycomyces blakesleeanus NRRL 1555(-)
Lineage: Eukaryota; Fungi; Mucoromycota; Mucoromycetes; Mucorales; Phycomycetaceae
Exons: 3
Coding region: 1-858 (285 amino acids)
Biological process (GO): mitochondrion organization
Cellular component (GO): membrane; mitochondrion
Source: RefSeq, a predicted model, not a curated record
AUGUUCCCUAAUGGUGCAGGAAAGGGUCUCGGCUCUGCCACUGGUGCUCUUAUCGUCUUGGGCGCAUUGGGUUACGGUGUAAACGCUUCCCUCUUCAACGUUGAUGGUGGUCACAGAGCUAUCAAGUACACCCGUCUAUUUGGUGUCCAGAACACAGUCUACAACGAAGGUACUCACUUCGUUGUGCCCUGGUUCGAAACCCCCAUUAUCUACGACGUUCGUGCCAAGCCCCGCAACGUUGCCUCCUUGACAGGCACCAAGGAUCUUCAAAUGGUCAACAUCACUUGCCGUGUGCUUUCCAAGCCCCGUGUUGAUGACCUUGCCACUGUCUACAGAACCCUUGGUCAGGACUAUGACGAGCGUAUCUUGCCUUCGAUUGUUAACGAAGUCCUCAAGUCCGUCGUUGCUCAGUUCACUGCCUCGCAGCUGAUCACCCAGCGUGAGCGUGUUUCCCGCCUUGUGCGCGAGAACCUCGUCCGCCGUGCCCUGCGCUUCAACAUCAUCCUCGACGAUGUUUCGAUCACCCACGUCGGUUUCUCUCCCGUUUUCGAGAGCGCCGUCGAGGCCAAGCAGAUUGCUCAGCAGGAUGCUCAGCGUGCUGCCUUUAUUGUCGACAAGGCUCGUCAGGAGAAGCAGUCAGUCAUUGUCCGCGCCCAGGGUGAGGCCAAGUCCGCCGAACUCAUCAGUGAUGCCAUCAAGAACAAGCCCGGGUUCCUUGAGCUCAAGCGUAUCGAAGCCGCACGCGAGAUUGCUACCGUCAUCUCUCGCUCCGGAAACAGAGUCAUGCUCGAUUCCGACACUCUUUUGCUUAACGUCAAUGCCCACAGCGACUCCAACUCCACUGCUUCCCAGGCAUAA